CGCGCGCUGCUCCGUUUCUAACCAGGACCAGCUGUGAGUGCGCGCGCUUCUUAUUGGGAUGUUUUUUGGGACGCACGAGCGCUUAUAUUAUUAAUGUUAAUAUAAUACUAUAAUAAAUAAAUAAGCGCUUUUUAAACUUGUGUUCGGUGUCGGGACUGUAAUCUGUUUACACAGAGGAACUUACUUAAAGGUCUCCGACUGAAUCCUGACCUGCUCCUUUUCCUCGUGUUGACUGACGGCUGACCAUCAGGGUUAAUAACACAGUGUGCAGUGGAGCUUCAGCCCCAGUAGCUCAGCAGUUCGUUGUGUUGCCGUCAGAGCUGCAGUGUCCUUCACACACCAUGUCCUCCGAGGCCAAAGACCCAGUGCAGGAAGCUCCGUCCACAACCCCUCCAAUCUCCCCUACUUCCCCUGUGUCACCCAGCUCCCUGCGUCUGCCCCCCUGCCGCCAGAGACCCCGCUCACCCUCACCCAUGAGGGGCUUCCUGAUCCCCAGCCCACUGCCCACCCGCCGCAACCGCACCAGCUCUGCGACUGCCAGAGCAGCAGAGGGGCCGAUGUUCACCGGGGUCUGUAAGUGCUUCUCCAGGUCCAAAGGUCACGGCUUCAUCACACCGUCAGAUGGAGGUGCCGACAUCUUCGUGCAUAUCUCAGAUAUCGAAGGAGAGUACGUUCCAGUAGAAGGGGACGAGGUGAGCUAUAAGAUCUGCUCCAUUCCACCCAAAUUUGAGAAGGUUCAAGCGGUGGAAGUGACCAUAACUCACCUGGCACCCGGCACUAAACACGAGACGUGGUCAGGAACCGUAAUCGACUCCUGAACAAAGACCCCGGCGCUCGACGCCCCGUGUUUUCUGAAACGCUGUGCUGGAUGACGGCCGGCUGCGGGAGAGCGGCGUGACGGAUCGUGGUGGACGGAAGACGACGUUUGCCUUUACACGUAUUUUUUUUUUGCGUGUGAAUUUUGUCGAAAAUCUCAUUAGCUUUUUUUUUUUUUUUUUUCUUUUGCCACAAAAGGAGAAAUCUUUGUGACCGAUUGCUUAAACGAACCAUUUGUAGUUGUGUAUUGCUGGUUUUGUUUAUUACUCAUUUUGGUGGAUUAUAGAGAAAGAAAAAAAAAAUAAUAAAGCCUUAAUUCGAAUACA
Messenger RNA from Tachysurus fulvidraco (yellow catfish), 1142 nucleotides. It is a transcript of the gene carhsp1, whose product is annotated as calcium regulated heat stable protein 1. The transcript has 5 exons. Gene Ontology annotation, biological process: regulation of mRNA stability. Bases 342 to 818 code for a protein of 158 amino acids. Lineage: Eukaryota; Metazoa; Chordata; Actinopteri; Siluriformes; Bagridae. The record is from RefSeq and is a predicted model, not a curated record. Gene Ontology annotation, molecular function: mRNA 3'-UTR binding. Gene Ontology annotation, cellular component: cytoplasm.